UUCCUCCCAGGGUCACGUUGCUCUUUUUCUCAAUUCCCUGUCUCCACCACAACGGACCUGACUACUUCUAAUCUUUCUCCACCUCAAAAAGAUCUCUUUCAACUCCUGGAACAAGCAGUUUUCCCCAACUAUCUAAAAACAUCCUUAAAGGGGCCAAACUGAAAUUUCACGAAGACCAGACUUUGUCGGUCUCUCUUCCUUCUCCACGGACCUAGAAACUUUUUGUCCUCCCCAGCCGGCCUCCACGGUGGGAUCAGACACCCAGCUCCUUCGCUCAGCGAGGACGGUGGAGAGAAUCAUGCCCUCUGACUUUCUAACGCCUUUCCUGGAACUGGAUGAGGAGUUCUGCAAGAAUUUCCGCGGCCUGGAGGCGACAGAUGGCUCGCCUACCACCACACAGCAGCAACGGCAGCAGCACAGUCUGAGGGUCCUGGGCUUCCAGCGUCGGCAUUCUCUCUGCCCCGUGACCCUCCCCAACUCCAAGUUCAACGACAACAGCAGCAACAGCAGCAGCUCUGAGGUGACUGAGUCAGCCUGCUGGGGGCUCAACAUGGCCCCCACCCCGCAAUGGAGCAGGGAGGGUCAGCUUCCCCGCUCCUCGCUCAGCCACAUCCCCUUCAGAGUCGACCGCUCGGUCAGCAUGAUCGAGGGCAACGUCAGCAUCUUGGGAGGCAGAGAGGACAAAAUGGCUAAUGUGUCCCCGCCGCUGCUGCUCCCUCCACCAGGCCUCUGUCUAAGCAGCACCUCUCUCUCCUCUGUUGCUUCCCCCUCUGCCUCCAGACCCCCGGCCCCUUCCCCUCACAUCUCCACCCGCUACAAGACCGAACUCUGUCGCACCUAUGAGGAAAGCGGGAUCUGCAAGUACGGCACCAAGUGCCAGUUUGCCCAUGGCAUGGACGAGCUGAGAGGCCUCAGCAGGCACCCCAAGUACAAGACAGAGCCAUGCCGCACUUUCCACACGAUAGGCUUCUGUCCAUACGGUGCCCGCUGCCACUUCAUCCACAACGCUGAUGAGCUCCAGGCUGACAACGCCGCUGCACCUCCUCAGAAACAGAAGCUGAGGCCUCCUCUGCUGCGCCACAGCUUUAGCUUUGCAGGCUUCUCCUCCUCUCCACAGACUUUCCAACCAGUCGAGGAGUCGCAUCCUUCCUCCCACCUCUUCGCCCGGGCCUCCUCUGUCUCCCCUUCUCCAUCCUCCACAGGCAGCCCAGAUCUCCUCUCCCCUCUCUUCCCUGAGCCAGGUGCACUGAAGCAUUCCUCCUACCCCUUCUCUGGUAUCACCGACCUGGCAGGAGACGGUGGUGAUUCAGCCCUGCGCUUCUACGCAGUGACCGAUUCUGUCAGCGCCAGGUGUCCCACCUCUACCUUCACCUCCAAAAACCCAAACCUCCCAUACCACCUUCCCCAGCAGCUGCCGGUUUCCCUCAAGCCCCCCCCUGGACUUCAGCGCUGUUCCUCGGCUGACUCCCUCUCUGAGGAAGGCUACACCUCCUCCUGCUCCCUCAGCUCUUCCUCCAGUGGCACAGAGUCACCGAGCUUCGAAGGCCGGCGUCUGCCCAUCUUCAGCCGGCUGUCUGUUUCAGACGAGUAGAAGGGUUUUACCAUGGGGCUGAAUUUAAUCAGGGAUAGAUGCCCUAAUUGUUUAACUCUAUGUGACCAGAAUCUGAUGUUGGUCUUUUGUGGCCCACUCUAAAAACAAAAGAGCAAUAUAGGGUCAGUUUAGAGUUCAGAUACAAGUUGCAAAGGAUUAAAACAAUAGGUUUUUAUUUCCUUCCUAAAUCCAGCUGGUAAACGUACCUAACUUUGUGCAUAUUGCAUUUCUCAUCCAAGCAGUUGUAGCGCUGCUCAGUGUUCGUCCAGUUUUAGCUGACUUCUCUCUUUGUUUUAUUGUUAUUUUUUGUUAUUUUGAAAUGCCAUUGUUACUGCUGUAUACUGUUGUAUACCCAUUAUUAGAGAAUACCUGGAGGGUACUUCACUUAGCUAUCCCUGCUCAGUGGGAAGUUCUGUGUGAGAAUUUCCUGUACCCUGACUUUAGGAUUUUAAGAUAAGUGCCGUUUGCCCUAUGUAUGACUGGUGUGCUAUCCACUUUUUUAAUAUAGCAAUGUUGUUUUUUACAGAUCUUAUUUCUUAUCUUCUUAUCUUCUUCAGUGAUGCCAGCCUGCAGCACUUCUCCAGUCAUAUUUAGGGCUCUCCGACUGUAUGAAACCAACCUCUUAUCCACGAGUAAGAGGGUUAAAUAACUGUAUGCUGUCACUGAUUUAUUCAUUGGUUGGUUGUAUGGCUGUGGCCACUUGAUUGUAUUUGUCAGCCAAUUGAACUGCCUGGCAAGGAUUCGGCUAAACUGCCUUAGCAACAACAAAAAAUAGCACAAGUGUAGGCAACCCACUGACUCUCUCUAGUUACCAAAGUUGACGUUAGAUUUGCCCUAACCUACUAGUACUGUUAACACCUAGCCUAGCCAUUAGCCAUGACAGGUAAUACACAGUGUCGAUGAUUAUUAUUAUUAUAGCUUAACACUUUUCUAGACUUAUUUAUUGCUUUGUGUAUAAUUUGUUGUUUGCUUUGUGAUUGUGUUUAUGCAUUUUUUGUAAUACCAGAGAAAUGAUGCUUUAUGUAUGCAUUCAUGAUGUCCGUUACGCCACCCAGUAGCUUUAAAAAGGCUCGCGGAGAGGAGAGGAAAGGAGGAAGAAAAAAACAUUUUGGCAUUCUAUAUGUAUGUUGCCUUAUUGGCUAUUAGGCCUGGCAGAAAUCAGGACUCACUGGAUUUUCACAUUAAAAGCAGUCUGAACUUUAGUGAAACAUUCUCUGUCUGUAGCGUGAGCGCUACUUCCUGCGGUUGCUGUGAGCAUACAGUGAGUCUACUCUCCUCUCCAUCAAGCCUCACCCCUCUGACUCUAAUAACAUUUCCCCAAUUCUUUAGUGCUGUUAUCUGAAUACAAAGCAAAACGAUGGUGAAAGAGGCGCACGUUCAUGGCCUCAGUGUGCGUCAGAAGUAUACAAAUGUGGGUACACUAUGACCAUCAGUUUAGGAGCUACACAGCCAUCAAAAGAAAGAAAAAAAACUGUUAAUGAUAGAACAGUGUGAAUGUGUGUGUGUCGGGACUGCUGUAUUACUGCAUUGUGGUGUUAGUGUGUGGAAAUUCCUACCUGUUUAAAAUCCUGUGUGCUCUCUUCUUCUCUUGUGAUGUAAACAAACAGGUGAAAAGGUGACCUUUGUUUAUAGUUGAUGUUUAUCUAUCAGAGUUGCCUUGACGACAAUGUGUUUGUAGGUUGACCUCUGUUGCACGCUAGCUAGCUAGCUAACUCUCUGAGCGGCGGGUGAAAUCAUGCGAGUUCAGAUGAAUCCAGGCAAGACUUUGUUUGUUUUUGUCAUGAAAUCGACUCAUCCUGCCCCGAUGAGUCCGGAGACGCUCGUUGCUUGUUGCUGUAGCUCAUCGUUAGCUUGACUGGACAGCAAGCUGUUUUUGUAACUUUUGUUAACUUAAAGUCUUAUUUAUUUUGUUUUUCAAAGCAAAACCUAUAUUGUGUUGUUUGAUAUUGAUUUUGUUUUACAUAAUUUAAGUGCAUUUAUUGUUUACAUUCCAUGGGGUUAUGUUGAUAUCCUAGCUCUUUAUCUUAAUAUAUUUG
Molecule: messenger RNA, 3627 nt
Organism: Morone saxatilis (striped sea-bass)
Lineage: Eukaryota; Metazoa; Chordata; Actinopteri; Moronidae
Product: mRNA decay activator protein ZFP36L1
Exons: 3
Coding region: 299-1591 (430 amino acids)
Molecular function (GO): mRNA binding; metal ion binding
Source: RefSeq, a predicted model, not a curated record